This is a messenger RNA of Parathielavia appendiculata, 2514 nucleotides long. Its product is annotated as Cullin-domain-containing protein. Lineage: Eukaryota; Fungi; Ascomycota; Sordariomycetes; Sordariales; Chaetomiaceae. Gene Ontology annotation, biological process: protein ubiquitination; ubiquitin-dependent protein catabolic process. The coding region runs from base 1 to 2514 and encodes 837 amino acids. Gene Ontology annotation, cellular component: Cul3-RING ubiquitin ligase complex. Gene Ontology annotation, molecular function: ubiquitin protein ligase binding. The record is from RefSeq and is a predicted model, not a curated record. The transcript is spliced from 3 exons.
AUGGCUUCUAGACCAAACAAGAUUCGGCCAGUCCGAAGGCCCAUUUUGAACAAGGAAACGAGCGAAUUCGAGCCAUGCUGGGACAUCCUCAAAGGCGCCCUUACCGACAUCCACAACAAGAACGCCAGCCGGCUGUCGUUCGAGAACCUCUACCGAGCCUCGUACAAGAUCGUCCUUCGGAAGAAAGGCCAACUCCUCUACGACAGAGUUAAGGAAUUCGAGGAAGAAUGGUUCCGCAAUCAUGUUUUGCCGCCCAUCGCAGAACUCGUGUCUAGUAACCUCGUCAGCGUUGCGCUGCUGCAGAUGCCGGGUUUGAGCGCGCACGAACGGCGCGAAACAGGCGAGAGAUUUCUCAGGGGCAUUCGUGACACAUGGGAGGACCAUAACAUGUCCAUGAACAUGGUCGCCGACAUCCUCAUGUACCUCGAGCGAUCGUACGUCUCCGAAGCGCGGCAACCUUCCAUAUUUGCCGCCACCAUAGGCCUGUUCCGCGACCACAUCCUGCGCAACAAUGUGGGCGGUGUCUCGGAGCAGCUAGACCAGCCCUUCGUCAUAUUCGAUCUCGUCAAUGCCGUCAUCCUCGACCUGAUCAACAUGGAGAGAGACGGCGACAUCAUCGACCGGAAUCUUCUUCGCCAAUUAACGUCUAUGCUCGAGGCUCUGUACGAAACGGACGAAGAGCAGGAGAAUGCGAAGCUCUAUUUGACCGUCUUCGAGCCAAGGUUUCUGACCGCAAGUCAGAGCUUCUACAAAAACGAGUGCGAGAAGCUGCUCCGUGAGGGCAGCGCUAGCACUUGGCUGCGUCACACCCAGCGCCGGCUUCAAGAAGAACAGGAUCGCUGCGAGACGUCACUAUCUAUCCUCACGACAGACAAGAUCGCCAAAGUCGUCGAGCUGGAGCUGAUUGUGGCAAAAUUGAAUGACUUUCUUGCCAUGGAGGGCACCGGCAUGAAGAGCAUGGUGGACAACGACCGGUACGAAGACCUCUCGAUCCUCUACCAGCUCGUCUCCAGGGUCGAUAAGACAAAGAAUGCUCUCAAAAAUAUACUUCAGAGCAGAGUCAUGGACCUCGGCCUCGAGAUUGAGCAAACACUCAAACACACAGACUUCUCCGCUCCAGGUGCUGGCGCUGAGGUGGAGGAUGCAGCCGAAGCUGGGGAGAAGACCAAGGCCCAGCCGCUGAGCGCAGCAGCGCAACAAACAGCAGCAGCAAUCAAGUGGGUUGACGACGUCUUGCAGUUGAAGGACAAGUUCGACAAUCUCUCCAAGAUGUGCUUCAACGAAGACCUAGUUCUCCAGUCUGCUGUCACGAAGAGCUUUUCCGAUUUCAUCAACAUGUUCCACAGGAGCUCGGAAUUCGUGUCACUCUUCAUUGACGACAGUCUCAAGCGCGGCCUCAAGGGAAAAUCCGACGAGGACGUAGAGGUCAUGCUACAGAAGGCCAUUGUUCUCCUCAGGUAUCUUGCGGACCGCGACAUGUUUGAGCGGUACUAUCAGAAGCACCUUGCCCGGAGGUUGCUACAUAACAAAUCCGAGAUGCACAUUGAGAAGGAGCUGGUCCGCAGGAUGAAGGCCGAGCUGGGCAAUCACUUCACGACCAAGUUCGAGGGCAUGUUCAAAGACAUGGAGCUGUCAAAGGACCUGUCCGAAAACUACCGCGACCACGUCCGAAACCUCGGCGAUGCCGAUACCACGAACAUCGACCUCGGCAUACACGUCCUCACCACCAACAAUUGGCCACCCGAAGUCAUGGGCCGCAGCGCAUCUCAGGAAGACGGUGGUAGAGCGGAAUGCACAUUCCCUCCGGCGAUCAAGCGUCUCCAGGAGAGUUUCUUCAAAUACUACCUCAAAGACCGCAGCGGCAGAGUACUUACCUGGGUUGCCUCGGCGGGCAGCGCAGACAUCAAAUGCGUGUUUCCCAAGGUUACCGGCAAAGAGAGCGGCCCGCUGAGCAAGGAGCGGCGGUACGAGCUCAACGUGUCCACCUACGGGAUGAUCGUGCUCGAGCUCUUCAACAGCCUCGCCGACGGCGAGAGCCUUUCGUUUGAGGAGAUCCAGGCCAAGACCAACAUCCCGGCGCAAGACCUGAUCCGUACGCUGGGCUCGCUCUCGAUCCCGCCCAAGUCGCGGGUGCUCGCCAAGGAGCCCAUGUCUAAAAACGUCAAGCCGACAGACCGGUUUGCCUUCAACGCCCAGUUCGUCAGCAAGACCAUCAAGAUCAAAGCGCCCGUCAUUAGCAGCGCGUCCAAGGUGGAGGACAACGAGGAGCGCAAGGAGACGGAGCGAAAAAAUGACCAGACGCGGGCGCACGUGGUGGAUGCGGCUAUUGUGCGCAUCAUGAAGCAACGCAAAGAGCUCACGCAUACUCAGCUCACCACCGAGGUCAUUGGCCAGCUGGCCGGGCGGUUCAAGCCCGAGAUCUCCAUGAUCAAGAAGCGCAUCGAGGAUCUGCUGGUGAGGGAGUACUUAGAGCGGAUUGAAGGUGAGAUGGCUGCGUAUCGCUAUCUGGCGUGA